This is a messenger RNA of Lachancea meyersii CBS 8951, 672 nucleotides long. Lineage: Eukaryota; Fungi; Ascomycota; Saccharomycetes; Saccharomycetales; Saccharomycetaceae. The record is from the annotation of a GenBank genome assembly.
AUGGACUAUUUCAAAAAGGCCAUUUGGGGGCCUGAUCCCAAAGAACAACAACAGAAAAUCCGGCAACUGGUAAGGAAAAAUGGUCGGUCUUUGGAUAAGUCCCUAAGAGAGCUAUCUGCUCUGCAAGGCAAGACUCAAGGUUUAAUCAAACGCUCGGCGAAACAAAACGACACUAGAUCGGUACGAAUUUACGCCAAGGAGCUAUACCAGAUAAAUAAGCAGUAUCAAAGGAUGUACAUCUCGAAAGCACAGUUACAAUCCGUGGGAAUGAAGAUCGAAGAAGCCUUUCGAAUGCAGAGCUUACAGGAAAACAUGGCGUCGUCGGCAGUUCUGAUGCGCGAGGUAAACUCUUUGGUGAAGCUCCCGUAUUUGCAGCAUACCAUGAUGGAUCUAGAGAAGGAAUUGGUGAAAAGUGGGCUGAUCAGUGAAAUGAUCGACGACACAAUGGAAAUGACCGAGGACGAAGAAGCAGAGGAAGAGGCAGAACAAGAAGUCAACAAGAUCGUGGAGCAGUACACCUCAAACAAGCUGGGAAGUGUUGUCGAAGCGCCUACCUCUGAAUUGCCAUCCAAACCGGAACUCGAGGAAAUAGUGCCGGAGGACCAAAUCAACGACGAAGCUGACGUCAUGCUCAAGGAGAUGCGAGAGAGAUUGAAAGCUCUUCAAAAUUAA